Ananas comosus (pineapple) is the source of this 1454-nucleotide messenger RNA. RefSeq names its product protein EXORDIUM-like 2. The transcript has a single exon. Bases 230 to 1162 code for a protein of 310 amino acids. The record is from RefSeq and is a predicted model, not a curated record. Lineage: Eukaryota; Viridiplantae; Streptophyta; Magnoliopsida; Poales; Bromeliaceae.
AACAAUUUUAAUGCAUCCAAUAACAAAACCAUCUAGGACGUUCGCGCAUUAGGACACAGUCCACUGAUCAUCGUGGCGUCCAUUUACGUGGAGACCACUCCGCGUAGUCUCCUCCUCUUUUCCUUUUCCCCCCCACAUCACACACACACACACACACUAUAUAUAUGUAUAUAUAUCCUAUUCCCCUUCUUCAAACACCUCGAACACGUACGAUCAAUUAAUAUCAACAAUGGACGCUCCUCCUCAUCCUGUUGUUCUCUCUCUAUUCCUGAUCCUCUCCCUCCUUGCGCUCCGCUCCGGCGCGGUGAACCCGCGGGAGCUGUUCCUCGUAAAGCCGGAACCCAUCGUCCUCACCGACCACAACGGCACCCUCCUCACCGGUAACAUCACCGUGAACCUCCUCUGGUACGGCCCCUUCUCCCCUGCCCAGCGCGCCAUCGUCUCCGACUUCGUGCGCUCCCUCUCCUCGUCCCCGAACCCGGACCCCUCGCCCUCGGUCGCCGAUUGGUGGCGCACCACCUCGCUCUACGGCGGCGGCGGCGCGCGCGUCUCGCUCGGCCGCGAGAUCCUCGACGAGCGCCUCUCCCGCGGCGGCUCCCUCUCCGGCGCCGACCUCCUCGCCCUCGCCGCGCGCGCCGCGCCGCACCGCGGCGCGGUGGCGGCGGUGCUCACGGCCCCGGGCGUCGGCGUGGAGGGCUUCUGCGUGUCGCGGUGCGGGCACCACGGCGCGGCGCGCGGGGGCCGGCACUGCAGGGCCCGGUACGCGUACAUCUGGGCCGGGAACCCCGCGGCCCAGUGCCCGGGCGAGUGCGCGUGGCCCUUCCAGCGGCCCGUCUACGGCCCGCAGACGCCGCCGUUGGUCCCGCCCAACGGCGACGCCGGAGUGGACGGGUUGAUCAUCAACCUCGCGGCGCUCCUCGCGGGCGCCGUCACGGACCCGUUCGGGGACGGGUACUACCAGGGCCCGGGACCCGCGGGGCCCGAGGCGGCGACGGCGUGCACGGGGAUAUUCGGGUCGGGCGCGUACCCGGGAUACCCCGGGAAGCUGCUGGUGGACCCCACCACCGGCGCCAGCUACAACGCCGUCGGAUUGGCCGGCCGGAAGUACCUCUUGCCCGCCUUGUGGGACCCGCGGACGUCGCAGUGCACGCCGCUCGUCUAAUAACUGAUCUAAAGUUCUAAACCACCCGCCUCGGCUUUAAUAAUCGCGCAUUCCAUGCAUGUUGUUUCUAUUUUCUUUUCUUUUUUUUUUCUUUUUAUCUCUACGAUGAAUGUUAUUAAAAUUUUUUUUUUUGUUUUGAAAAAAAAGGGAAAGAACGAAGGGUUAAAUAGUGUCAAUUAAUUAAGGAUGUGCUAAUAAUAAACGUACAUUUUUUUAUGGUAUAUAUAUAUAUAUAUAUAUUUUGUAUCUUCGUUCAGUGUUGUUUGUAAAGUUAUUAUUUUGGAGUUAAUUA